ACACCAGGCAGAGAGUUUAAAUGCCACCACUGCAGUUGGUGUGGAGCAGUUGUCGUCCACAGAUCUUCUUCAGCACGAGCUCAGCUCCGAGGGUUACACCCACACACGCUCGCAAGGACCGUAAAGGACCUAUAACGCUUUUAGAGAAGACACAGCAGAGCCGGUGGACUCUAAUUCCAGCGAGACAUGGAGCUUUUCGAGACCAACCCCUACUUCUUCGCAGACCAGCGUUUUUACGAAGGCGGCGAUAACUUCUUCCAAUCCAGGCUGACCGGAGGCUUCGACCAAGCAGGAUAUCAGGAUAGAAGCUCCAUGAUGGGCUUGUGUGGAGACGGAAGGAUGCUGUCCAACGGAGUGGGAUUGGAGGACAAACCGUCUCCAUCAUCUAGCCUCGGUUUGUCCAUGUCUCCUCAUCAGGAGCAGCAGCACUGUCCGGGUCAGUGUCUGCCUUGGGCCUGUAAGGUGUGCAAGCGCAAGUCGGUGACAAUGGAUCGACGAAAAGCCGCCACUUUGAGGGAGAAGAGGAGGUUGAAGAAAGUCAACGAGGCCUUCGAGGCUCUUAAAAGAAGCACGCUUAUGAAUCCCAACCAGAGGCUGCCUAAGGUGGAAAUCCUGCGCAGCGCCAUCCAGUACAUCGAGAGACUGCAAGCGUUGGUCAGCUCCCUCAACCAGCAGGAACAUGAGCAGGGAAACCUGCAUUAUAGAGCCGCAGCUCCUCAAGGGGUGUCGUCCUCCAGCGAGCAGGGCUCUGGCAGCACCUGCUCUAGCAGUCCUGAGUGGAGCAGCGCAUCGGAGCACUGCGUCCCCGUCUACAGCUCCACCCACGAGGAUCUCCUGAAUGACGACUCCCCAGAGCAGACCAACCUGAGGUCUCUGACCUCUAUUGUGGACAGCAUUACAGGAACAGAGGUGACUCCCGUGCCCUAUUCAGUGGACAUAAGCAAAUAAAUAAGGAGGGUGACCCUACCGUUAUGUUCAGAGUGACCACCUUUCAAUGACCAUAGCAGCACUAUCUAUGACACCCAAGGUGAAUGAAGAACCUUUUAAAAGUCAUAAAAGCCUUGGGGGCUUAAUUUCCAGACAAAUCUUGAGGUACAUAUGAUUAUAUUUCCAAAUGUUUCUUAUCUCUGUGGGAAUAAGAACGAAUUUCAGAUCAGCCUAAUUCCUGCUGAAACUUAAGACAGUCAGGCUGGGCAAAUCAUAUUUUCAUAAUUUGUCCUUUUUUUCCUCUUGAUUCCUUUAUUUUUUCACUCUGUUUGUGUGUGCUUAAUGCUUACCAACAAAAAAGAAACAUUUGUGGGUCCAAUGUUUUACAUCUGGUUUUGACCAAUUUCUGCUUAAUUUAAACUAGUUCCAAAUGCCAGUUAUGUAAAUAUGUUCCUAUUUUCUACAGAGUGGUUUUGUUAUUUUGUUUUGUAUUUUUUCCUGUGUGUUUGGAAUAACUUAUUUGGACUUUUAUAAUAAAGAUUGUUGUGUAUUUGUAAA
Molecule: messenger RNA, 1485 nt
Organism: Rhinichthys klamathensis goyatoka
Lineage: Eukaryota; Metazoa; Chordata; Actinopteri; Cypriniformes; Leuciscidae
Gene: myog
Product: myogenin
Exons: 3
Coding region: 187-948 (253 amino acids)
Biological process (GO): positive regulation of transcription by RNA polymerase II; positive regulation of myoblast differentiation; muscle organ development
Molecular function (GO): RNA polymerase II cis-regulatory region sequence-specific DNA binding; protein dimerization activity; DNA-binding transcription factor activity, RNA polymerase II-specific
Source: RefSeq, a predicted model, not a curated record